This is a messenger RNA of Aspergillus glaucus CBS 516.65, 369 nucleotides long. RefSeq names its product 60S ribosomal protein eL31. Lineage: Eukaryota; Fungi; Ascomycota; Eurotiomycetes; Eurotiales; Aspergillaceae. Bases 1 to 369 code for a protein of 122 amino acids. Gene Ontology annotation, cellular component: ribosome; cytosolic large ribosomal subunit. Gene Ontology annotation, molecular function: structural constituent of ribosome. The transcript is spliced from 3 exons. Gene Ontology annotation, biological process: cytoplasmic translation. The record is from RefSeq and is a predicted model, not a curated record.
AUGUCCAACGUCCAGACCCAGAAGAAGCAGCGCUCGGCCAUUGCCGACGUUGUCACCCGCGAGUACACCAUCAACCUGCACAAGAGAUGCCACGGUGUUACCUUCAAGAAGCGCGCUCCCCGCGCUAUCAAGGAGAUCCGCACCUUCGCUGAGCACUCCAUGGGCACCAAGGACGUCCGUCUUGACCCCCAGCUCAACAAGAAGGUCUGGGAGUGCGGUAUCAAGGGUGUCCCCUUCCGUCUCCGUGUCCGCAUCUCGCGUAAGCGUAACGACGAGGAGGGCGCCAAGGAGAAGCUCUACUCUUACGUCCAGGCCGUCAACGUCAAGGAGCCCAAGGGUCUCCACACCACCGUUGUCGACGACGAGUAA